Pristis pectinata (smalltooth sawfish) is the source of this 2619-nucleotide messenger RNA. RefSeq lists its product as uncharacterized. The transcript has 3 exons. The record is from RefSeq and is a predicted model, not a curated record. NCBI's taxonomy places the organism in Eukaryota, Metazoa, Chordata, Chondrichthyes, Rhinopristiformes, Pristidae. The coding region runs from base 110 to 931 and encodes 273 amino acids.
CCGUCGUUUGCUGAUGUCCGCACUGACUGAACUCCAUACCUUCCCCGCUCGUCUCCGGCCCGUCUGAUAACCCAUUUCCAGCACAGAGGCCAACCCAAAACCCAGUGGGAUGUCGCCCACAUCUGUUUCCACCACCCCCGGAGCGAGUGGGAAUCGUGAAGCUCCCACCCCAGGGAGCCGGACCCCAGAAGAAUCUCUUGAAUUACAUCCUCUUCAGCAGCCGCUGCCGAGGAUUGAGACUGCGGUGUACACGGAGCGACGCUGCCUGUGCGUAUUCAACGCCUUCACCGGCCAUUGGCCCCACGUACGGGUCAACUCCUUGGGAGUCUCGGCCGAUUCACCAGUUCCUGGUGUGUCAGACUGGCUCAGAGAAAUGUUCCUCGCCGCUGCUUUCUGGUCCGUUUGCUUCGUCACUGCGCAGAGGUUCUGCACAGGUUGCGGGACCUCAGCCGAACUAACAGUGCACCAGACCCAAGUGACCGGGGUCAUCAAUCAGUCUGUUCUUCUCCCUGUCUCCUAUGAGGCUGGAUGCCAACAUUACAUUAAGAUCUCCUGGAGAUAUGAAGCCUUCCCAACCUCAUUCCUGAUAUGGAGCUUCUUGAAUGUUUCGGGUAAUUACAGCCAGCACAUCUUUACCUGGAAUUCCUAUGGUCAACGCACAACUUUUUUCCCUGAAAAUGCUUCUGUGAUUCUUCAUAAUCUACAGCACAAUGACACCGGAACCUAUAUAAUAAAGAUCAAGGGGAAGUCAUGGUCAGCCACGGGUCAAAUCAAUCUGACGAUACUUCCAGAAGCAGUUGCCAAGGAACAAUCUGACGGAACGCAAGGUGCGAACAACUUCAGAAUUCCAAACAUCAUCAGACUUGCUUUGGGCUCUCUCCUUGUCUCUCUCAGCUUUACUGCAGCUUUAGUUGGAAACUUUCGGAAGUAACACUUGAUCGUUCUGCUCUAACUCAGUUUAGGACACUGUGCAGUGACAUACGUCAACAUGUGCGAGCCAGAGAAAAAGAGGGCAAUUUUAACCUAUUACCUUGCAGUGAUCAGUGCCUCACAGCUCCAGUGAAUCAAAUUCAACCCUGACCUCCGGCACUGUCUGUGUGUGUGUGUGGAGUUUGCACGUUCUCCCUGUGACCACGUGGGUUUCCCCUAGGCGCUCCGGUUCCCUCCCACAUCCCAAAGACGUGUGGGUUGGUGGAUUAAUUAUCUACAGUAAAUUGCCCAGUGUGUAGGUGAGGGGUAGAAUCUGGGGGAAGUUGAUGGGAAUGUGAGGAAAAUGUGUUUGAUGGUCAGCCAGUGGACCAAAGGGCCUGUUUCUAUGCUGCAUCUCUUUUUCUGUGACUCUAAAUCACGUCGUAAUUGGAAUACAAUUGUUAGAAUUGUGUGUGACACAUUGGGUGUGGGUGAUUCAAAUUUAACCUGAUUCACCUGAUGGGAAACCAGAAAUAUCUCAAGCACAACAAUUGUUUUAUUUGGCCUUGUGUGGGUGACUGGGGGCAUUUUAGCUCAAGUAAAUUGGUUCAUUAUUGUCACAUGUACCAAGGUACAUGAAAAACUUGUUUUGCAUGCCAUCCAUACAGAUCAUUUCACCACAUCAGUGCAUUGAGGUAGUACAAGGGAAAACAAUAACAGAACGCAGAAUAAAGUGUUACAGUUACAGAGAACAUGUAGUGCAGGUAGACAAUAAGAUGCAAGGCCAUAACGAGGUAGAUUGUGAAGUCAAGAGUCCACCUUAUCAAACUAGGGGACUGGUGGAAAACCAAAGUUACCCCACCCCAAACCAAUAUUACAGUUCAUUGUGGUAAACAAAUACAGGACAAUUAUAAUAACCUUCCACUUCUCUUUCUCCAUGUAUUAAUACUCAUGUAGCCGAAGGAAGACUGGAUGGGCACAUCUGUCUUUGAAUGUUACUUGGCUUGAUGCCAGUGAUCAGUAUGGGAUUUAAUUAAUAGGUCCACAAAGUUAAUGUCAGUCAUGUUAUUUUAAGUAUUUAGGACAAGAGAUCUUUAUCAGUGACACGUACAUUGAAACACACAGUCAAAUGCAUCUUUUGCGUAGAGUGUUCUGGGGGCAGCCCGCAAGUGUCGCUACGCUUCCAGCACCAACAUAGCAUUCCACAACUUCCUAACCCAUACGUCUUUGGAAUGUGGGAGGAAACCCACACAGACACAGGUUUAUAUAUCAAAUGUGUAAAGAUGACCCUUGUCUAACUCAACAUUCUGUAGUUGCGCAUUUGUUUGCUAAGCUUAAAUAUUGGCUACUUUUCUGUCUCGUAUUUAACAUUGAAGUCAGGAAACAUAAUUUUAAUAGGUGCGAAAUGAGUUGCCAGCAAAUACUAUUGACACAGCCUUCACACCUACCUGCUGCCCAAUACACUUGUGAGCCUUGUGGCAGGAAGCUGCUGGGCUUGUAGAGUUAUUAAGGCUUAUCUUCUCUUCUAUUCUGGUUAUGACAAAGGCCCUGUGCCACAUCAACCCUCUUCACCUCUCAACCUAGGGGUUCGAGAUAAGCCAAUGCUUAAAUGUGGUGUAUUAAAACCAGAAAAUGCUGGAAAAAACUCAGGUGGCAUCUGUGGACAGAAAACAGAGUUAAUGUUUCAGGCAUGAGAUGCUUCAUUAGAAU